This is a messenger RNA of Aphanomyces astaci, 1522 nucleotides long. RefSeq lists its product as hypothetical. Gene Ontology annotation, molecular function: signaling receptor activity. Gene Ontology annotation, cellular component: membrane. The transcript has a single exon. Lineage: Eukaryota; Oomycota; Saprolegniomycetes; Saprolegniales; Verrucalvaceae. The record is from RefSeq and is a predicted model, not a curated record. The coding region runs from base 1 to 1464 and encodes 487 amino acids.
AUGACAGCUGUGGCAGUCGAGUCCAAGUCAUCGGAUGCCGCUGCGAAGAAGCGUCUCGCUGGGUUCCACGACGUACAUGCGGAAGGCAAGUCGUACCUGGCGGACAACAUGUACAUCCGGUCAGGGUACCGUGUGGACUACUCGCUGAGCCACUGCUUCUGCUCGCUCUUCGAGCUGCACAACGAGACGUGGAACGUGUGGACGCACAUCAUCGGGUCGCUCAUCUUUGCAGGGCUCAUGUACAGUGCGUUCAACAUGGAAAUCCCGACGCAUUUGUGGACGUACGACGACGGCACGCAUCCGUACUUCGAACCCGACAACAUCAUGUACAUCGAGAGCGGCCGGCACACGCUGCACUUGUUUGCGCGCAACGUACUGUCCGCGACGCAAGUGCACCACGCGUUAGAGUAUGUUGUGGACACGCGGUACCAAGAAAUGCUGUCAAAGCAACUGCAGGUCGCAAGCGUGAUCUUUGGCCACACGAUUGCGCAGAUCCCGAGCCUGCGGCGCUUCCAUGAGAUCCUCGACAGCCACGCCGAAGGCAUUUCGCACUCGGUGUCGGAGCAACUGUUCCACUUGCACGACGAACUCACGAUCUUAAAGGCCCGGUUGGAGCCGUCAUUCGAUGCGCUGUCCAAGAGCAUGCCGCUCAAGAGCGUGGUCGGGUCGUACACCCAGGUGCACGGUAUGAAGCAGUCGUUGCAGGCCCGCCUCGAUGCAUUCACGUUGUACCUUCGGCAACUCGACACGAACGACUACCCGUCGCUGCAGUUUGUCCUCCAAGAGUUCCACGGGGUCACGGACAGCAUCAAGAACGGCCUGCAUGCGAUUUCGGACGUGGCGCCAUCCCAAUUGGCGCCGAUGCUCGUGGUGGGGAACUGGCCCAUCAAGGUGUUUAUUGGGAGCGCGGUGAUCUGCCUCACUUUGAGCUCCAUCUACCACUUGCUGUGGGUGCAGAGCGCCGCGGCGUCGGUCGUGUUUAUCCAGCUCGACUACUCGGGCAUCAUCCUCAUGAUUGCCGGGUCGUUCUUCCCGCUCAUUUACUACUCGUUCUAUUGCACCCCCAACCUUUUGUACAUGUACUUGGGCAUCAUUUCCGCGCUGGCGGUGGCGUGUCUGGUCGCGUCCGUGUGCACAUCGAACCAAGCGAUUCGCAGCGGUAUGUUCUUGUCCUUGGGGUUCUUUGCGCUCGUGCCCAUCGGCCACUUGGUGUGGAAACAUGGCAUCUGGGACGACCACAUCCAGAUCUUUGUCAAACCGCUCGUAGCUAUGGGCGUCUUGUACCUUGUCGGCGCCACCAUCUACGGCACGCGGUUCCCCGAGCGAUACUUUCCAGGCCAUUUCGACGUGUGGGGCCACAGCCAUCAGCUGUGGCACAUUUGCGUCGUCGCAGCCGCGCUGAUUCAUUACAACAGCGCCAUGCAGCAUUAUGAGUGGCGGUGGCAAACUGGCUGUGCCGUCUAAUCACGUUGGCCAGCGAUGGAGUAAUAAUAAUAAUAACAUCUAUUCGAGAGGUUGUAGA